Molecule: messenger RNA, 1128 nt
Organism: Aspergillus puulaauensis
Lineage: Eukaryota; Fungi; Ascomycota; Eurotiomycetes; Eurotiales; Aspergillaceae
Product: FAD-binding oxidoreductase
Exons: 1
Coding region: 1-1128 (375 amino acids)
Molecular function (GO): FAD binding; oxidoreductase activity
Source: RefSeq, a predicted model, not a curated record
AUGCGCCAUGUAAUCGUGUUACCCGAUACAAAGACUGUCCGUGUAGGUGGAGGAUGUCGCUGGAAGGAUGUCGAUGAUACUCUGGUGGACCUUGGGCUGGCAGUGGUCGAGGGUAUUGUGAACGACACUAGGGUUGGUGGUAUUACUCUUGGAGGUGGGUACGGGUGGCUUGCACCACGCCACGGCCUUAUCAUUGACAACCUGAUCGGCGCGAAGACUGUCCUGGCUGAUGGCAGAGUCCUUAAUACCUCAGUGGAUGAAAAUUCCGAUUUAUUCUGGGCUAUUCGUGGCGCAGGGCAGUGCUUUGGGGUGGUCGUGGAAUUCGUAUUCCAAGCCCACGAGCACAAGGAUCCAGUGUGGGCGGGCAUACUUGGGUUUUAUCUCUCACAGAUUGAGGCCGUUAUUGCGUUCGGCAAUACCUUGGUCGAAACGACAGAUGGAAACUCCGCGAUGGUCGUACAGCUCUCGAGAUAUGAAUUUGCGAGCUCCGGCCGGGAAUUGGGGGUCAUAGCAGUUGUCUUCCAUUAUGGCAAUGCCGAAUCUGCCCAACCUAUUUUCCAGCCUUUGCUUGACUUGGGUCCCGUUAUUAACACGACCAAGGAACAGACUUACGCCUCGGUCAAUAACAUGCUCACUGCAGCGGCAGCUCGAGGGGGGCGCAACAUCUCAAAGGGGGCGGCGUAUACUACACCGCUACGACCAGAGUUCAUCAGAGAAGUGAUUGUACCCGAGUUGGAAAAGCUUCACCUCGAGGUACCGGGAUCAGACAAGUCCAUGCUGGAAUUCGAGUUCUACAAACCGGACAAGUGGUGCGAGGUUCCAGUCACUGCAACGGCGCAUGGCCAUAGAGGAGAUGUCCAGAACGUCAUGAUUGCUCUUCAUUGGUUAGACCGGCAGGACGAUGUGAGAGUAGAGAAAUGGUCUCGAUGGAUCGCAGGACUCGUAACGACAGAACGGGAGAAGAAUGGCAGACCAGUCGCCCGUCCCGUUACAGAAUAUGGAAACUAUGAUCACCUGUCCGCUGAUCCUCGAGACGUCUUUGGGGUUAAUUACGACCGACUCGUCCAGCUGAAGAAGGUGUAUGACACAGACAAUGUCUUCAACAAGUGGUACUCGUUGGUUGAGUAA